Dendrobium catenatum is the source of this 3243-nucleotide messenger RNA. Its product is annotated as isoamylase 2, chloroplastic. Gene Ontology annotation, biological process: starch biosynthetic process. The coding region runs from base 249 to 2933 and encodes 894 amino acids. Lineage: Eukaryota; Viridiplantae; Streptophyta; Magnoliopsida; Asparagales; Orchidaceae. The transcript is spliced from 2 exons. The record is from RefSeq and is a predicted model, not a curated record. Gene Ontology annotation, molecular function: isoamylase activity.
CCCGCCUCUACCAUCGUUACAGUACCCGCCCUUCGUCUCCUUUAAAAAACACGAAAACCCUUAUCGUGCUUACUCCAGUCGACGCCGCUCAAGCCCCUCUUCUCCCAGCACAAGAUGGCAUCAGCCGAAGCUUGCCUUGGCUCAGUGGAUCACUCACAGAAAUCAUGAUCUCUUUUGGCAAGUCUAUAUGGCAUUCAAUUGCCCUGCUUAACCUCUGCGUUUGCUGAUUAUCUGUCUGUUGAUCACCAAUGGCAACUUUUUUCUUACGGUAUGCAUCACCAACUUCUGUUGCAAACGCUGAAGCCAGAAAAAAUAGAUUGUUGGUGCCCGUCUCACUUGGUGUUUGCAGAAAAGGAAAUAUCCCUCUCACGCGACCUGUGUAUGCUGAAAGACGAUGCAGAAGUUGUAGAAAGUUUUUGUGUGACGCUUCAAAUGAUUCUUUACAAAACCGCACAUCUGAAAUGUUUACAGGUGUAGCGAGAAGCACCAAGGAAGAGGCACAGCCAGUAUUGGAGAUGACUUCUGAUUUUGAGAAGCAAAACAAGGGAUACUCACUUUUGUUUAGAACGGAAUUUGAUGGGUUGGUCAAGGUGUUUGUGGGAGCCAUUAAAAUGAAAUAUACCGUUUGCAUUGAAGUUCAAUCCUUACCCCAAUCUUUGACCAGUCAUAAUUUGAUACUCUUCUGGGGCAUGUUCAGAUCUGAUUCCUUGCCAUUUCAUGGUCCAGAUUCCCACAGUUCAGUUUUACCUACAACGAAGUUCAAACCGGAAGCAAGUCAACAUCUCAUGAAGACACCAUUUGUGCGGGACUCAUGUAGGCACAUUCUCGUGCUAGAUUUUGAUCAAAAUGAUGUCCCUUUUUACCUCUCAUUCUUUCUUCAGUCUGAUGGCACUGGCCAAGAACGAACGAUAAGAACGCACAGAAAAACAAACUUCUGCGUGCCUGUUGGUUUAGGCCCAGGGUAUCCUAUGGCCUUGGGUGUUUCCUCAUCCAAUGAUGGAUUAGCCAACUUUUCUCUUUUUUCAAGGAACGCAAAGAGUGUAGUUUUGUGCUUCUACAAGAGCAAAACAAGUGAACCUUCUUUGGAAAUUGAUUUGGAUCCAUAUGUUAAUCACACUGGCGAUAUUUGGCAUGUUUCAGUCCAUAGUAUCACAAAUUAUAUCGGCUAUGGUUAUCGCUGUAAAGGAGAUAUUUCUUGGGAUGGAGGAAGUAGUUCCAAUGCUCAUCAUGUUCUUUUGGAUCCAUAUGCUAAGUCGAUUGGAAACCUUUCUUCUGAUCAAGGUGAAUCAGCAUGUAUGGUUAAGUGUCUUGGCUAUCUACGGAAGGAACCUAAUUUUGAUUGGAACGGUGAUACCCAUCCACAAAUACCAAUGGAAAAGCUGAUCAUAUACCGUUUAAAUGUCAGACAGUUUACAAAGAGUGAAUCUAGUGAAUUGGCUAUAAAUGUUGCUGGAACUUUUGCUGGUGUAGUUAAGAAAGUGCAGCAUUUGAUAAAUCUUGGAAUUAAUGCUGUGCUGUUAGAACCGGUUUUUUCCUUUGAUAAGAAGAGAGGCCCUUAUUUCCCUUAUCACUUCUUUUCGCCAAUGAGUAUAUAUGGCGGUGUGGAUGAAAGCAUAUCUUCUGUGUAUUCCAUGAAGGAAAUGGUUAAGAUACUGCAUUCACAUGGAAUUGAAGUUCUCCUGGAAGUUGUUUUCACUCAUACUUGUGAGGUGGGGGAUUCCGAUAGCCAAAUAAUAUCACUUCUUGGAAUUGAUAAUCCGUCAUACUAUAUUGUUGAUGGAAAUGUUCAUUUAGAAAAUUGCAGUGCAUUAAAAUGCAAUGACCCUAUUGUUCAACAGAUGAUUUUAGAUAGUCUCCAUCAUUGGGUGACUGAAUUUCAUGUUGAUGGAUUUUGUUUCAUUAACUCUUCAAGCUUGCUUCAAGGUUCUAACGGUGACCAUUUACCUCGCCCACCUCUAGUUGAAGAUAUUGCCUUUGACCCUUUGCUCUCGGAAACAAAGAUCAUAUCAGAUUGUUGGUCACCUAUUGACAUGUCAUAUAAAUAUGCCAUUUUCCCACACUGGCAAAGGUGGGCUGAGAUGAACUCAAAAUAUUUCCUUGAUGUAAGAAACUUCUUAAGAGGUCAAGGGCUACUUAGUCAUCUUGCCACCCGACUUUGUGGAAGUGGAGAUAUUUUCACAGCUUCUAGGGGACCUGCUUAUUCAUUUAACUAUAUCACAAAAAAUGCUGGUCUUACUCUUGUUGAUUUGGUCAGCUUCAGUGGUGCUGAUCUUGCUUCAGAGUUGAGCUGGAACUGUGGUGUAGAAGGUCCCACUGAAAAAAAUUCUGUCCUUGAAAUAAGACUUAGACAAGUAAGGAACUUCUUGUUCAUCUUAUUUAUUUCACUAGGUGUUCCUGUCAUAAACAUGGGAGAUGAGUGUGGCUACUCUACUGGCGGGUUACCAUUUUACGAUAAUAGGGUGCCUAUUGAUUGGAAAAGUCUUAGAACUGGAUUUAGCAUACAAAUUACAAAGUUUGUUGCAUUUCUUGCUUCACUCAGGAAUCGAAGAAGUGAUGUUUUCCAAAGGAAGAUAUUUUAUAAAGCUGAAAAUAUAACCUGGUAUGGAAGUAAUCUAUCUCUACCUAAAUGGGAGGAUCCAUCCUGCAAGUUCCUUGCCAUGGAGUUAAAGGCUGAAAAGGAUGUCAAAUCACGAAAUUCAUAUAAUGGAGACUUAUUUAUUACCAUCAAUGCUAGUGAUCUCCCGGAACUGGUAACUUUGCCCGAAUCAUCAGCAGGAUAUGUCUGGUUUCGUCUGGUUGAUACUUCUCUUCCUUAUCCAUAUUUUUUCUCAAGUGAUUCUAAUCCAAAUUCUCAAAAGAAUGCAGGGUUAUCUUCUUAUGAACUAAAGCCACAUACCUGUGCCUUAUUUGAAGCAAAAAUUUUCAAUAUUUGAGCUUCUAUGGCCUUUAACUACUCUACUGUUCUUCAGUUUAGCGAGUAAUUAUAUAUUCUCUCAAAAUUGCAAGAUAAUGACCCUAUUUGAUCUUUUCCUAAUAACCCAUUGGGCGUGUUCUUGUUAUGGACGUAUGGCCCAGUUGUAAGAUUGUGGUGAAAUAAGCUGUCUUUAUGAUUUGAUUCUUUUCCACGUGGGUACCAGGUAUGUAUUUAGUAAAAUGGUAGCCUGUACAAGUAAUUUAGCUUCUCUGAUGCCACUUGCUUAUUUUUCUUUAACGACAACCAAUAAGCAUAAUUUUUUACUUUGA